UUGGAAGAAACCUAUGUGCAAAACGUAUACUUAGGCGCUUUAAUUAAAACUGAGAAUGUUGAAAGGGAAAGAUCUAAAACUGGUACGGGGAAGAAACUGAGUUGUUCACACAAAUAUUAUAUUAAAUUAGGAAAUAGAAAUAUACAAAUUUGCAGAAAUGGCUUUGCAUCUAUCCAUGGAAUAUCCAAAAAGCGUGUAGACAAUGUUGCUAAAGAGUAUCGGGAUCCUACUGUAACUACACCAGCACAGUCUAAUCGUGGAAAACAUCAAAAUAGACCAAAUCGUAUUCCAAGUGAAUGGGUUUCUAAAUUUGACUCUCAUAUUAGAAGUUUCCCACGUCGCGAGUCACACUACAGUAGAAAUAAAAGCUCACGUUAUUAUCUGUAUCCAGAGGUGAACAUUAAAAGGAUGUACGAGUUAUAUUUGAAAAAGCAUGAGCUUGGUCUUGAAGCAUCUGCUAAGCCUAUAGUAUCAUUUGAUUUUUACUGCAGAUACUUUAAACAAAAUUUUAAAUACAGUUUUGGGUCACCUCGUUCAGAUACUUGCAAGAAGUGCGACAUGCUGAGUAACAAACUAAAAGAUAAGACAUUGGAUAGCGAUGAAACCCAACAAAUACAGAUAGAGAAGAGUCUUCAUCAAGCCAAGGCCGACACUUUUUUUUGUUGA
Molecule: messenger RNA, 666 nt
Organism: Parnassius apollo (apollo)
Lineage: Eukaryota; Metazoa; Arthropoda; Insecta; Lepidoptera; Papilionidae
Source: the annotation of a GenBank genome assembly